AUGGGUUGUAAGUUCUCGAAGUAUUCAACAUGUUGUUGGGGUAGUGAGCAAGGAGGUGGUGGUGUUCAAGUUCCGGAGGCAAAUAUUGAUGAAAAUGAAAACAAUAAUGUUGAAGACAAUGGUCCGCCGUCGUUUCGUGAAUAUACGGUUGAUCAACUUAGGAAGGCCACCUCUGGGUUUGCGGUAGAUAAUAUUGUUUCCGAGCAUGGAGAAAAGGCUCCAAAUGUUGUUUUUAAAGGGAAACUUGAAAAUCAAACGCGAAUUACCAUCAAACGGUUCAAUAAAUCAGCCUGGCCAGACGCCCAUCAAUUUUUGGAAGAGGCCAAAGCUGUUGGUCAGCUAAGGAGCCCAAAAUUGGCAAAUCUGCUUGGAUGUUGCUCUGAAGGUGAUGAGAGGUUGCUUGUAUCAGAGUAUAUGUCCAAUGAUACGUUGGCAAAACACUUGUUCCAUUGGGAAACUCAGCCUAUGAAAUGGGCAAUGCGACUUAGAGUUGCUUUACAUCUUGCCCAAGCUCUAGAGUACUGUACCAACAAAGGACGGGCUUUGUAUCAUGAUCUAAAUGCUUACCGAGUUCUUUUCGAUGAUGACUUCAAUCCUAAACUUUCAUGCUUCGGUCUGAUGAAAAACAGUCGAGAUGGGAAAAGUUAUAGUACAAAUUUGGCAUUUACACCACCCGAGUAUCUCAGGACAGGUAGAGUGACCCCAGAGAGUGUAACUUAUAGCUUUGGGACCCUUUUGCUUGACCUUCUCAGUGGAAAACAUAUUCCUCCAAGCCAUGCCCUUGACCUGAUCAGAGACAGGAACCUUGAGAGUCUAACAGACUCAUGUUUAGAAGGACAAUUUUCAGAUGACGAGGGGACUGAAUUAGUUCGUCUAGCCUCACGAUGUUUACAAUCUGAACCGCGAGAGCGUCCUAAUCCAAAGUCACUGGUCACUGCUCUAAUACCUUUACAGAAGGAUUCUGAGGUUCCUUCUCAUGUGCUGAUGGGUAUACCUGAUGCCGAUGGUAGUGCAGCUUUUCCCCUUACUCCACUUGGGGAAGCUUGUCUACGCAGGGAUCUGACAUCCCUACACGAGGUGCUGGAGAAAAUUGGGUAUAAAGAUGAUGAGGGCGCAGCUACCGAGCUUUCGUUCCAAAUGUGGACCAACCAAAUGCAGCAAACAUUGGACUCAAAGAAGAAAGGAGAUGCCGCUUUUCGACAGAAGGACUUCAAAAAUGCAAUUGAUGGCUACACCCAGUUUAUUGAGGUUGGAAGCAUGACUUCUCCAACAAUUUUCGCUCGACGUAGUCUGUCUUAUCUCUUCAGCAAUAUGCCAAAUGAAGCACUUGGUGAUGCAAUGCAGAAUGAUGCCCAAGUGGCCCUUAAAGAAGGUUCUUCACUUGAAACUAAUAAGAGCACAAAUUAA
Messenger RNA from Vicia faba (fava bean), 1407 nucleotides. NCBI's taxonomy places the organism in Eukaryota, Viridiplantae, Streptophyta, Magnoliopsida, Fabales, Fabaceae. The record is from the annotation of a GenBank genome assembly.